Messenger RNA from Malassezia vespertilionis, 1563 nucleotides. RefSeq lists its product as uncharacterized. The transcript has 2 exons. The record is from RefSeq and is a predicted model, not a curated record. Bases 1 to 1563 code for a protein of 520 amino acids. NCBI's taxonomy places the organism in Eukaryota, Fungi, Basidiomycota, Malasseziomycetes, Malasseziales, Malasseziaceae.
AUGUUUUCCCGCGUCGAGUACACAGAAGACGAUGUGCGGCUAAUAUUGGAGGUGAUGCACCGCCUGGGCGCCCCUUGGAAUAUUUCGCAGCUUACGCGUGAGAUGCACAAGGCACGUCCGACGCACCCGUACUAUAGCUACCAAACGUUUCUGCAGCGCAACAUGUUUGACGAGCGGAACUUGGUGCACAUGUAUGAACAGAAAUACGGACUGUCUGAUAUGGAUGGGAGCAGCUUGCGCAAGCUGCGAAGGACGCAUGCCAAGCACGACGCCAACAGUGCACCACAGCCCUCUCUGCUCGGCUCCGAGGGGAUCGAGACGGAGGGGUCGGAAAACGAGAUGCACAGUGCAGAGGACGGAGGACAUAGCGAGAGCGAGGAGGAGCCCAUGGACGAGGCCGAUCUGCUCGCAUUCGAGGCCGUGCACAGGCCCGUGUCGCAAUUCACCGAGCCACAGCGCGAUUUGCUGCUUGGAAAGCUUGUCGAGAUGCUCGCCGAGCACGGCUGGCACGAGCACGAUGCACUGCCCGAGCCCAGCUCGCAGUUCUGGCGCGAACUGACCGAAGUAUACCCCGGCGUGCCCUGGAAUGGAAUUUUUUCCCGGGAAAAAGAGUGGCUCUGGCGCGCAGUGCGCGAACGCUUCUUUCGAAAGACCACGCCGACCUCUUUGCAAGAGGGCGAUACGGAGCACAGCGUGGUGAUUGGGGAUGGUAACAUGGACAGCGUAGAUGUAUCAGAGAUGCUGCAGUCGGAGCGCCCCUCCGGCGCCCACGCCCAGCGAGCGCCGCCAACAGAGACGCUGGGGCCCUUGGCUUCGACGCCGACUGCACGCCGAAGCACACAGCCUGCAACUGUGCCGCGACACCGCACGGCACAGACGCCGUCACGCCUGCAACACCUGCCGCAGUCAUCGCCUGUUCUUCCGACGCAGGCCAUGCUUUUACCGACAGCGAUGCACACCGCGAUACAUACACCAGAGAGCCACACACACACACAAACACCCUAUUCUGUGUACGCCGGCCAGCGGCAGGACCACCACGAUGCCAAGGUCAUUGCACGGCAGCAUCUUAUGGAGGACCACAGCGACCAAGGGCCUUCACCGUCGCCGACGGUGCGCCGCGGCGCUGUGCCUCUGUAUUUGAACGAGUAUACCCCGGUGCAAGACUCGCGCGAGGUAUACCCAUUUGCUGCGCCUCGGGACGUAUCGCCGCAAGCAAUCUCGAGCACCAGUCUUGCAGACACUACAUCGGUUGGGGAUGUGUCUUUUACGGACAAUGUACAGUACCGACGCGCGUACCUGCGCGCAAAAAUGCGAUUCAAUGCUCGCGUGCUUGAUAUGUGCGACGAGUUUGGGUUUGCCGCGCCGUCGCAGCUGCAGGAAUUUAUGUACGCGGCACAGGGCGAUCCUGAAGAGUGCCGCGCGCGCAUUUUACAUGUUCUCGAGUGCCUUGCACACGAAUAUGGGCUUGGUAUGGGUCGCAUCAUGGAGCUCAUGGUGCUCCAGCACGGCGAUAUGCGCCAGGUGCGGUCUAUCCUCGAGAUUACACGGAUCCGAAACACGUAG